This is a messenger RNA of Epinephelus moara (kelp grouper), 6215 nucleotides long. It is a transcript of the gene phf21b, whose product is annotated as PHD finger protein 21B. Lineage: Eukaryota; Metazoa; Chordata; Actinopteri; Perciformes; Serranidae. The transcript is spliced from 15 exons. Bases 380 to 2233 code for a protein of 617 amino acids. The record is from RefSeq and is a predicted model, not a curated record.
CAGCCGAAGCGCAACUUUUCCCCAGGCAAAGUGAAAUCAAGCCGCGGACUCGGACAAAAUAUAGUCCCCGUUUUUCAACUUAAAAUUAUCGAAAGAAAAGCUAACCCGCUUCCCCGUCGGACCCCUCGACGCUCGGCCGUUAAUCUGGAGAGGACCCAUCCGGGGCCUGAGCUCUUUCCGCCGGGUUUGGAGCACUUUUGAAGACGGGCGGAAAGUGGGUGAUGAGUCCUAGCCUGUAAAAAGAAGCGAGAACUUGCUCUUUGCAGCCUGAGUAGUUCUUCUUUCAAUUGUUAUUGUCGCUUUAAAAAAAUCUUUAAUUCACUUAAACUUCGUGUCGGCCGCGUCGAAAGUGGGAGAAAAGUGCUUUUCUGGUCGGAACAUGGAACUACAAGGCCUGCAAGAGGCGUUGAAAGUAGAAAUCCAAUGUCAUCAGGAUGGAGAGCUUAAGAGACAGCUGCACGACAGGAGAAUAACAGCCCUGAGCGAUAAACAAAAUCAGACGUUGUGCAAAGGCCUCAAUGAACUUCAAAAUGGACAGAAGCUGGCAGUCAGAAGUUGUCCUGUAGGGUCGACUAAGCCGCUGUCUCUCAUCAAGCCACCCAGCCAGGGCAUCGCCAUCUCCGUGGUGCCGGCCAAGGCUCCCGUUUCCAUGGUGACCGCACACAUUAACGGACAGAAGGCGGCGAGCUCGGAGCCGCUGCAGACGUCCCCCAUCAACCUCCAGACGGGCGGCAGGGUGGCGGCCGCCGGAGUCCACCCGUUCAGCAGCAGGAGAGCCGGAGAGCUGCCUCCCUCUCAGAUGCUGGGAACUCUCACAGCUGUGCCCAUCAAGGUGCCUCAAGUCAGCUCCCUGCACCGGCUGGCAGGACAAGCAGCCACUGUGCUACCUCAGGUCAGGCCAAAGACCCAGAUCCCCGACAGUCUCCCCCACAGUCCCUGUCAGGAGCUGCAGCCUCUCAGCCUGCAGAGGGCCACCGCCGUGGUCAGUCCCAAGAGCCAGGGCCCCACCCUGCCCACCGCCAACAGCACCUUCAGCCCCGACCACCAGCCCAAUGGCCAGAGCGACGCCUCGUCGCCCCCGGCCCCGCCACACGGCCCGUCGGGAGCCCCAGACUCUGGUGGCCCCGCUCAGCACGCCUCUGCGGGGCCUGGCGUGGCGUACGCCAUCAUCGCCGCCUCCCCCGCCACCGGCAACGGGGUGUCAGCCGUCAGCGAGGCCGUCAAGGUGCAGCCACUGCUCUUCAGCGCUGACAACAAGGUGAUAAUAAUCCAGCCACAGGCCCCCAGCAGCACUGAGGGGUCCCCGGGGGCCCAGGCUGACCUCCCGUCACAGGAGGCCCCACCCGCUCCUAAGUCCCCCUCCCAGAAGAAAGACGAGGACCCCGAGAAAAUCGCCUUCAUGGUCGCCCUCGGCCUCGUCACCACAGAACACCUGGAGGAAAUCCAGACGAAGCGACAGGAGAGGAAGAGACGAAGCACAGCCAACCCGGCCUACAGCGGCCUCUUUGAACCAGAGCGUAAACGUCUGGCGUCACAUUACCUGAACAGCUCGCUCUUCCUCUCAGCACGAGACUCUGAGGAUUUCUGCUGGAAGGAGGACUUGGAGCAUGACGACCACUGUGCCGUCUGUAAGGAGGACGGCGAGCUGCAGCCCUGCCACAACUGCCCCAGAGCCUUCCACCCCAACUGCCUCCACCCGCCGCUCAAAACCCCACCCAGAGGACCCUGGUACUGCCCCAAGUGCCAGAAGAAGGUUCUGAACAAAGAAAACAUGUCGUGGCCACAGAACUUUGUUCAGUCCUACGUUACACACAAGACAGUGAGGCAGGAGGAGAAGCGACGGCUGCUGAGACGAAACAACGAGCUGAAGAAAGAGUGCGCUCACCUGGAAGAACAAGACAAGAAGCUCAACGACACACUCAAACAGUGUAUGGACCUGAGGGAGAGACUGUUGGGGCAGCAGAGAGACACUCAGGCCUCGCUCGAACGCCUCAAAGCUCUCAUCAGGUUGAUCCAACGCGACCAGCUCAUCCAGGUCACCAUGACGACCACCGCCACCAUCGCCGCCGCCUCGCUGCUCUCCCAGUCCUGGAUCAAACCCACCAGCACCGCCGCCGCCGCUGUUGUUGCCGCCGCCGCUGCCACCGCCGCCACCGCCGCCGCCCCGGGCCCCUCGGCCACGCCCCUGCAGCAGAAGAGCCACGCCCACAGCCAGGAUGACACCAACAACUAGCCCCGCCCGCUCCCAGGUGCUCCGACUUUUUACCCGAACGUCGAGGGCGGUGAUGAUUUCGUUUUUUUUGUCUGAAUAAUAUCUUAACCAUCUUUUCUUCUCCGAGAGCUGAAAAAAGCCACAAAAACUGAGAAAAAAGAGCCUCUAUCCUCCACGAUUCAAGUAUUUUUUAAAAACCCAACACCUACAGUGCUUACGAGAUUUCUUUUUUUAAGUUAUUUUCUAUUUAUUAAUGUUCUUGGCCUUAAUGUAUUUAUUACAAAAAGUUAGAUUACAGUGCCGCCGUGGGAACACGACAGGAGUUCCUGCGCGCGGCCCAAAAGAUAUUUCCCUUUUUUAAACACAGGUAUAAUUAUUGUUCUGCAUAUAGUGAGAGAGAACAGUAGAGUUAGUCGUAGUUACAGAAAACAAAGGAUCGAUGGAAGUGAAAGGACUGUAUAUUGAUAUAUCUGAGUAGAUGUUUGUUCUCAUUCUCCUAUGAACAAUGUUUUUUGCCAUAAUAAUUCAGGAAAAUGUUUUCAUCGUGUAUGUAAACGCAUACGAGCCUUCAAACAAAAACAGAGAAUAACCUUUUUUCAGUAUUAAUAGAGUUAAAGUCAAAGAAAAAAGUAUUUAAGAUAAAACUACAGAAAUUAGCAUUUCUAGUGGAGAUUUUAGUAUUUUCAUGCUGAUGCCUGUUGAUAAAUGUAAGUUUGGAGUAUUCAAGGGGAUCACUGUACAUAUGUUGUAUUAUUAUUAUUAUUAUUAUUAUUACUAUUAUUAUCAUCGCAGGUUCUUUUGGUUUUUACUGAAGUCACACAUCUUAAAAACAAGGGUGAGUCUCUGUACGUUUAACUGUUUGUUUUCUGUUUCUCACCAACACAAACAAAAAGAUGACGCUAAACAUUACGAUGUUUCUUUUUAUUUUAUGAAGCUGCAGAAACGAACGUGGUCUGAAAAUGUAAAACAUUACAUGAUAUCACAUGUUUGUCACAGAGAUAUGUAAAGCUAAACUUAAAAAUAAAAACGAAUUAUAGUGAUAAUAAAAACAGUUAAUAAUAUGGAUCCAAAGAAACUAAUUUGGAAAUUAAUUUUAUUGACAUUUGGCUGCCGUAAGUGUUAAAGUGUUUUCUCUGCAAGGGUCCAAAAUAUUAGAAAAGGUAAACAAGUCAAAAGCAGUUUUAUAUAAUUCGGGAUACAGUUUCUGUACGUAACUUUUCACACGUAUUAAUUGUUUUUUAAUGCCAAUGAGUGACCAAGGGCUGAAUUUACUGGGAAAAUCCGAAGGAUGUGACACUAUGCGCAUUCAUGAAUGUGUCUUGCCUCUUUUUAGCUCCGUUACAGUGCUGACAGUGUGCAAUAGUAGCUAACGUUAGCUAAGAAAUGGAGUCUGCUAACGACAGACACCCACUACAACGCACGAGUCCGCAGGUGUUGUUUCCAUUGUAUACCCAGCAGUGGCUUCACAGAGGUGAACUUUCAUUUAGCAUCCUGUUGCUACUCAAAGUUGGUCAGAGCAAGAUCGAGUGCCUAAGCACCAGGGGUCUGAUCCCGUGCUGCCUUGAAUCCCGCCGGUCAGCUAACUUUUAGACCCCACACUGCCACCAGACAGCUGUAGAUCCAGCUAAGCUCUGAGCUGCUGCCCGCUCUCCUCCUGGGGAAUUAGUGUCCUAGUGGCGAGGCGUGAGGCUGUGCUAGCUAGCUAAUUCUUGUCUCAUUUGUCGUCUGAUAAACAGUAAAUCCAUUAAAUUCAGGGCCCGGUAUCAUAAUUCCAUCUCCUCCUCAUGCUAAAAAAUAAAUACUAAAGUUACAGGAAGCGCUGACAAGUGAAAUGUUUUGCAAUAUUGUGGAUUUAGUUGGCUAUUGUUAGCUAAUGUUGCUUGCUUGCUAUCGCGGACAAAUUGCUAGCUAGCUAAUGUAGCAAAAUACUGUCUGUAGUGAUUAACAUCAUUUCAUUCAUUUAGACUCCAGGGCUGUUUAAUUAAUGAUCUUGCCGUUAACAAAUUACCUAAUCAACUAACGUUAUGCAGCAACCAAUUAAUACAACGUAGCUUAGUUACAGCUAGCUGGCUAACCUUUGCUUGCAUGCUUGCUAACAUCUUUGCUAGCAAAAUGCAAUCUGAGUGGAUGUUAGUUUGUUAGCUUGCCAAUUUGCUUCCCCAGCUAACGUGAUCCAUGAUACUAACUUACGUAUUAAGACAAACUUUGCUGAUUUAGCUAACAACGGUACAAAACGCUUUCUGCUAGCCUAGUGCGAUGCAGGGGCGUCGAAGGAGCUAACUGUAACCUGAGCUAAGGUUAGCUAGCUAGCUGUUAGUUGGUUACUCUACGUGGGUCUGCAGUUGGUUGCUUGUAACGUUAGCUAAUAAAGUCAUUUGCAAACAGUUAGCUACUUAGUAUCAUGCAGCCAAUAGUGCGAAUGAAAUAUAGGAACACUGCAGAUAGAAACGUUAUUCUAAAUAUGAUUUUUAUGUAUUUUCCAGCCUUCUGUCAACAUGAUGUCAUCAGUCUUUUGUUGUCACUGUUGCCCAGGUGUCUCUGGCGCUUACGGGCCUCAGAGAGAUUUACUGAAAGUUACAUACAGAACCUUUAAUUUUGUAACCGUCAAUGUCAAAAAUGAAAUAAUUAAGUUGUGAUUGGGUCUAAAACAGGUUUCAGGUCACUUUUGUUUCUGCAUCUCAAUAACAUGACAUGACAGUAAUAUCCUUGGUGUGUUAAGAGUGACAGAAAACAAAGGGUUAAACAGAAGAAGGGACGAAAGUGUUGUUUGUUCACAGCUGCACUCGAACACGUCAGAGUCGAUGUGUGAUGCAUCCAUUCAGUCCCUUCCCCCUUUAAACCAGUAUAGAAAAUAUGCCAAAAACUUUUUUCUUUGUUUUUGUACUGGGAUCAUCAAUAAUGUCUAUAGUGCUUUCUUUUUUUCUCUCCCUGCCUAUUUUAUAUUUUAUUAUUGCGUUGGAGCUUUUUUUACUCUCGUGUUUUAUGAACGUUUUAACGGUGACGAGCCUGUUAAUCUGACAGAUGAACACUGCCUCAAGUACAAAUCGUUUCAAAUCCAGGGUUUUCGUCUUUGUUGCGUCAUUUUAUAGACACCAGUCAAUCAGAAAUGGGACAACUGUGUCAAACUGCAGCAACACUUUUUGACUGUCGGUGGACUCGGAGGACGGCGAUGGCGUCCUCCUGGUGUCUCAGUACAGAUGAGCUGAGAAUCGAACCAGGACGGCGACAUCCUGUCCUGCUCCGUCCGUUUGUCUCGCUAGUCUUCCUGCUGGUCCAGAAAGGUUCAGUUUAAGUGUUAAAACAUAGAUUUAGUCCAUUUUUUAAUUUAUUUAUCAAACUGUACUCACCACACAGUCGAGGUGCAGCUCUCUGCUGUUAAUGCACAAACAUGAACAAAUGGUUUAAAUGAUGAUGAGAGAAAAAAAAUGCCUUUAUCGAAAGAAAAGAGGAAAUUUGUGAAGUUUAAACAGAGAAGAGGUGGUUUUAUUUAAGUUUUAAUCAUAUCCAGGUCACCUGAGUUUGGUCUCUGACGUAUCCAAGAUACUGAAGACAUCCUUACUGAUGGAGAAGCAUCGUCUGUACGGCACAAAAAAUUUAAUAUAUACUGGUGCAUCUGUGGCAUCAGUGGCAGCGAGCAAGUCUGACUCACAGAGAAAAAGGAAAGGAGGAUAAAAGACGAGCAAUAUGGCAUCAGAACAGAUCCACAACAUGAUUUUACCCUCAAAAGAAACAUAUUUUAAUACUAUUGAAGAAAUACAAAAGGCCCCAGUGUGCAGACUUUUGUACGUCCGUGUACCUUUUUAUCCAAAGAAUUUUUCAUUUUAAUUCAGCCCUUAAAACAAGCAAAAAAUCCAGCUUCAAUUUCCUUAAAAUUAAUAUUGUAAAACUUCAAUUAAAACAGACUAGGCUACUAAUUAAAGUUUCAUGGUAAAUAAAUAAAUAAAUAAAUGAAUGUGGCCUAAUCAGCAACUUUUUGAUAUUUUUUUUUUUUUUUUUUUUUUUU